This is a messenger RNA of Solanum dulcamara, 1311 nucleotides long. Its product is annotated as peroxidase 72-like. The coding region runs from base 130 to 1128 and encodes 332 amino acids. The transcript has 4 exons. Gene Ontology annotation, biological process: response to oxidative stress; hydrogen peroxide catabolic process. The record is from RefSeq and is a predicted model, not a curated record. Lineage: Eukaryota; Viridiplantae; Streptophyta; Magnoliopsida; Solanales; Solanaceae. Gene Ontology annotation, molecular function: peroxidase activity; heme binding.
AACUCUUCUUCCAUUGAACACACUAUAUAUAGUAGUGCAACUCCAUUUCAAUUUCAUCACAGCAAGCUAGCCUUCUUCAAUAGUUUACUAUCUUCUUUCUACAACAAGUCCUUAGAACUUAACUUCAAGAUGGCUCAGUCCACGAGCUUCUUCCUUCUCGUAGCUCUGCUUGCUUUUGCACCAAUUUGUUUCUCUUAUAAGAGUAACAAUGGUUAUCUAUACCCACAAUAUUAUCAUAAAUCAUGCCCACAAGCGCAAGAAAUUGUCAAGUCAGUUGUUGCUAAGGCUGUUGCCAAAGAAGCCCGAAUGGCUGCUUCGUUGCUGAGGCUCCAUUUCCAUGACUGCUUUGUCAAGGGGUGUGACGCGUCUUUGCUUCUGGACAGCAGGGGAAGCAUAGUAACUGAAAAGAGAUCAAACCCCAACAGGAACUCAGCUCGUGGAUUUGACGUCAUUGAUGAUAUUAAAUCUGCACUGGAGAAAGAAUGUCCACAAACUGUCUCUUGUGCUGAUAUCUUGGCACUUGCUGCAAGGGACUCCACUGUUUUGGCUGGUGGACCAAACUGGGAGGUUCCAUUGGGAAGAAGAGACUCCAGAGGUGCCAGUUUAAGUGGCUCCAACAAUGACAUUCCUGCUCCAAACAACACAUUUAACACCAUUCUCACUAAAUUCAAGAGGCAAGGCCUUGAUCUUGUUGACCUUGUCGCGUUAUCUGGGAGCCACACAAUCGGAAAUUCAAGAUGUACUAGCUUCAGGCAAAGGCUUUACAACCAGUCAGGAAACAGUAAACCAGACUCAACUCUGGAUGAAUCAUAUGCUGCCCAAUUGCGCAAUAGGUGUCCAAAAUCUGGCGGUGACCAAAACUUAUUCUUCUUGGACUUCGUUUCCCCAACAAAAUUUGAUAACAGCUACUUCAAGAACUUGUUGGCUUCAAAGGGCCUGCUGAACUCUGACCAAGUUCUUGCUACUAAGAGUCAAGAAUCAUUAGCCUUGGUGAAGCAAUAUGCAGAGAACAAUGCCCUUUUCUUCGACCACUUUGCCAAGUCUAUGAUUAAGAUGGGAAACAUUUCUCCUUUGACAGGUUCCAGGGGGGAAAUCAGGAAGACUUGCAGGAAGAUCAACUCGUCUUAAGAGAGCACAUCAACUUUCAUUUGCAGAAACAGAGUCAAUAAUUAUCCCUUUAUUGUUGUUUUGUUAUGUAUCUUUCCAUUGUUCUUUUUAUAUUCUCCUAGCUUCUUUCAUUUUUCGUCCUUGAGAUCACAUCGUUUGUACCAUCUGUUGUUAAUCAAGAAUCUAUACCAUUCUUGGAUCUUA